CGAAGACCCCCUCAGUGACCGUGAGACCCUCUGGGGAAAUAAAGGAGGGCAGAUCAGUGACUCUGAGCUGCAGCACUGAUGCUAACCCAGCAGCUAAGUACACCUGGUUCAAGAACAACCAACCUCUGCUCUGGGGACCAAGUCAACCUCAUACCUUCCCCUCAGUCCGCCCUGAAGACAGAGGAACAUACCGCUGUAAAGCAGAGAACAAAUACGGACAACUGAGCUCUAACUCGAUAAUUGUGGAUGUCCAGUGUGAGUUGAAAACAUGCCUAAUAUGUAUACAACUUUUCUAUAUCUGGUCUUUCAAAAGACAGAGCUGUUAUUCAUGUAUUACUGCUUGCCUGUAAACACCUAUGACUUACUGCUGGUGCAGUUGCUGCUAAACACAGAUCCAUAACUUAAGGAUGGAUAUUGUUAUUUUAUGUUCAGAUCCUCCAAAGAAUCUCUCAGUGACCCUGAGUCCCUCUGGUGAAAUAAAGGAGGGCAGUUCAGUGACUCUGAGCUGCAGCAGUGAUGCAAACCCAGCAGCUAACUACACCUGGUUCAAGGAACAUGCAGUCUCAGUGGUGGAAUCAGGACAGACCUACACCAUCACUCAUAUCACUUUGGAGCAUGCAGGAAACUAUUGCUGCCAAGCUCAUAAUGGAAUCGGACUUCAUAAUUCCACCUUUUUUUUGUUAAUUAAAGGUAAUUGUUUAUUCAAAGGACACACAGAGCUUCCACACAGUCAAAGGCACACAGUUAAACAACAGCCUUCUUAUGUUGCAGUUUGUAAUCUGUGUUUGAAAUCCGUUUCCUAUGUUCCAGUGACAUCCUCAUCAUCACAGACAAUGGCAGCUUUAACACCCAUCGGCGUAUUACUGGCCAUUAUUCUCCUCCUCGUCAUCCUCUGGAUGAGAAGAAAGAGGGCCUCCAGAAAAGCAUGUGGACAGGGAGGAAGGCCAGAUACCGUGCUGGAGCCACUUCCUGGUCCCGUGUAUGAGAACGUCUCAGCUCUGACCAAUCGCUCGGCUCCUGCAGCACAGAGAGAACCAAUAGAAGAGCAAGAUGACCUUCACUAUGCCAGCAUCCACGCCUCUCGCUCAGAGAACCAGGAAGUGCUUCGCUGUCGGGCUGGCUCUCGUGUCCAAUCGGACCUGGCAGACGCAGUCUUUUACUCUGUGGUCAACAUUAAAACACCCAACGCUGUCCAUGGAGAAACUGACCAGACAGAGGCGGAGUACACUUCAGCGUUGUACAGCACUGUCAAAAAACACCCCGGAGUUUGAAACAGUUGUGGCAGCAGGAUUUAAUUAAAGGGACUAGGUAGAGAGUCGCAUCCAUUUAGUUAAACAGGUCAAUACGCUGGCUGCAUAUGGCGCUUAAUUACCUGGAGUGAUACAUGAUCUGAUGACUGUUGAAUUGAUUUGACUUAUUUACUUGAUUGUGUAUGUUCCUCUUGUGAUGGCCCCAGCGAGGCCACAUCUUAUCCAGGGCCUCUUUCUCUGGUGGAUGUAGCUCUGCUUCAUCGCUACCACCUGCUGGUUACCAGCAUGUACUGCAAUUGUGAGGGGAUGGCUUAACGGUACCACCUGCUGGUAACCUGAAUGUACUCGACCUGUGAGGGGAGCAGUGGCGUCACUAGGCAGUUUCAUCGGGGCUAAAGACCCUGAUAUUAUUU
Gadus macrocephalus (Pacific cod) is the source of this 1663-nucleotide messenger RNA. RefSeq lists its product as uncharacterized. Lineage: Eukaryota; Metazoa; Chordata; Actinopteri; Gadiformes; Gadidae. The transcript is spliced from 4 exons. Bases 408 to 1271 code for a protein of 287 amino acids. The record is from RefSeq and is a predicted model, not a curated record.